Stylophora pistillata is the source of this 1383-nucleotide messenger RNA. RefSeq lists its product as uncharacterized. The record is from RefSeq and is a predicted model, not a curated record. Lineage: Eukaryota; Metazoa; Cnidaria; Anthozoa; Scleractinia; Pocilloporidae.
AUGGUGAGGCACUGCAUCGCUUAUGGAUGUGUUAACAGAAGUAAUAAGCCAGAAUGUUCAAAAUUGUCGUGGCAUUCUUUACCUAUAAACAAUGCUAAGCUUCUUCGAACCUGGUUGCUUAGAAUGAAGAGAAAAGACCCUCCUGUGUCGAAACAUUCUUAUCUCUGCAGUCAGCACUUUUCUGAAGACUGUUUUAAGCGUUGUGUGGGAGGAAAACGAUAUCUGAAAAGUGGAUCUGUUCUUACAAGAUUCAGUUUUACACCGGAGGAAAAGCCAAAGCGGAAAGCUCCUGUUGAUCGCUCAGCUGCAGAUAUUCCAUUUCAAGAAGAUGGAUUUCCUAGUUUCAUUACUGAUAAAGCUGAGGCGGCUAAAAGCAAAGAAGAACUUUUAAUCGAGCAACUUAAAGAAAAGGAAGAAGAAGUGAGUCGCUUGAAAGAAUGUCUCCAGGUUCAGAGGAAGGAACUCGAAGAAAAACUUUUUGAAAAAAAAAUGAAACGACUUGAACAAGAAAGGGAGCUUAGGAAAGAGUUGGAAAGUACGCUCCAACACAGUCUCUUUAACAUUGACAAUAUUAAGAGUAAUGCAAAGUUGUUGCGAUUCUAUACUGGCUUUCCAAACUAUGAAGUUUUCAGCACAGUCCUGAGCUUUUUAGGUAAGGGUGCAGCUUCCAAACUUGUGUACAGCAACACUGAACAAAAUGAUGCUCAAAAAAGGGAAAAAGCAGGCCCGAAAAGGACCUUGUCAGUGGAGCAGGAAUUUUUCCUUGUCUUAUGUCGCUACAAAGUUGGUCUACUAGAGGAGGAUUUGGCUGCAAGAUUUAGAAUAUCUCAGAGUCUUGUCAGCCGAAUAAUUAUUGCUCGGACAAAGUUUAUGUACUACCAAUUCAAAGAACUAGACAUCUUUCCUGACAGACAAAUAAUUGAGUUACACAAGCCUGCUUGCUUCACAAACAAGUACAAAGGAACAACAGUCAUCAUUGAUCUAACUGAAAUAUACAUAGAAAAACCUAGUAAACCAGAAGCACAACAGCUCACAUUUUCAACUUACAAGAAUACUAAUACCCUCAAGGCAUUAGUCGGUAUUACCCCAGGUGGCAGUUUGUGUUUUAUUUCAGAUCUCUAUGGUGGCUGUAUUUCUGAUAAGGAAAUAACCAGUAAAUCUGGUUUUAUUGACAAACUACAGCAAGGAGAUGAGGUCAUGGCAGAUCGUGGGUUCAACAUUCAAGAAUUGUUAGCCUCGAAAGGUGUCAAGGUGAAUGUUCCUCCCUUCAUGAAUCAAUCAGGACAGUUCACUGAACAGGAAAUGGUAGCAACCAGAAGGAUUGCAACUCUCAGAAUUCAUGUUGAACGUGCAAUUGAACGUAUAAGGAACUACCAUAUUUGA